AUGUACGCGCAAAAAUCACCACCAUGCGCGCGUUGUUGUUCUUUCAUCAGAGCGACGAACAUCAAGAACAACCGUAAGAACCACUACCGACGAUUAUCCUCCUCCUCUGUCUCCUCCUCCUCCAGCAAGACGACGAGAAGAGAAGAAGAAAAAUUAGAUAUCACGAUGAUGACGACAAAACGAACACGAAGAGAACAACUUUUGAACGCGACAGCGCUCGGGGUUUUGCUCUCUUUUCAAGGAGGACUUUUAGUAUCACCACCACCAGCGCAGGCGGUGAUGGGAUCUAUCGCCGGGAGAGUGCCAGGUUUUGGGAAAAUAGAGGAAGACGGAUCGAUGACAUAUACCAGACCCGAGGCGAAGUCUGGCGGGCACGGCAUCGGGUGGACAGAAAUCACGCCGUAUUCGGUAAAACUUCGGGAAGGGUGGGAAGAAGUUGCGGUGAGCAUUGCGGAUCCGGGAGGAACGGAAAUUGAUACGAGAUUUAAAAGCGAAAGCGAAGGCGACGUGAAGAUUGUCUUGGCGCCGGUGCUUCGUUUCGCCAACGUCGAGGACGGCGAGAACCCGACGAUUGAAGAGCUGGUGCCGAUUACAAACUUCAUUUUAGGUUUUGCACCGGAAGUGUUGGGACAACCAGUGAACGAAGAACAGAUUAAAUCGAUGGAGAAAGAUACCAGGAAUGGAUUGACGCAUUAUAACUACGAGAUUUCGAACGAAGCGCACUGGUUGAUUUCCGCGACGGUGUGGAAAAAACGAGUGUAUUUAUGUUCCGUGAAAGCGAGUGGCAGACAGUGGCGAACGGCGCAGCCGAAACUGAGAGAUACCAUAGCCUCUUUCACAGUGUUGAAAUAA
Bathycoccus prasinos is the source of this 852-nucleotide messenger RNA. RefSeq lists its product with no specific name. NCBI's taxonomy places the organism in Eukaryota, Viridiplantae, Chlorophyta, Mamiellophyceae, Mamiellales, Bathycoccaceae. Bases 1 to 852 code for a protein of 283 amino acids. The transcript has a single exon. The record is from RefSeq and is a predicted model, not a curated record.